Molecule: messenger RNA, 1992 nt
Organism: Stylophora pistillata
Lineage: Eukaryota; Metazoa; Cnidaria; Anthozoa; Scleractinia; Pocilloporidae
Source: RefSeq, a predicted model, not a curated record
AUGACAAGUGAAGGGAUUUUCCAGUUCGAACGUGAUACUGACAUUCUGCUGUCAAGUCCAGAGCUGUUUACCGUGGAGGGGGAUGGGAGGUUUGACUCAAUGGGCCAUUCAGCCAAAUUUGGGGCAUACACACUUCUAUGCUCACCUAUAAUGAAGAUUGUGCACUUCGAGUUACUACAGAUAAUUGUGUUUCAUUUUAAUAGCUCCAUCAUUUGCAGUGAACACACUACUUUUACUGUGUUUCAUUUUAAUAGCUCCAUCAUUUGCAGUGAACACACUACUUUUACUAAAUGCAUCAGGUUUUCCACAUUAAAUGGAAACAUAUUUUUAAAAUCUAGGAAUAAACAUGUGCAUCAGACCAUGAAAUUUUGUGCAUAUUGGUUGCAGGCCAACCAGACAGGUAGCAGUAAUGCUAUGGAACUAAAAGGUUCCAAGCUCUGCUAUGAUUAUUUACAGAGGGUUUCAGGGCUGACAGUCAAAGUUUUUGUUUCCGACCGUCACAGGGGAAUAGCCAAAUGGAUCAGAGAAUGUCAACCUUCAGUGACUCAUUUCUUUGACGAAUGGCAUGUAACAAAAGGGUUAGUUAAGAAACUUCUGGCUGCCAGCAAACAAAAAGGUUGCAAAGUGAUUGCACAAUGGGUGAACGCUGUAAAAAAUCACACCUUUUGGUGUUCCACCUCAACAAAAUCUGGUUUGCAAGAUUUAAUUUUGGCCAAGUGGUAAUCUUUCAUGCGGCAUGUGUCAAACAAACAUACCAAUCACCUUGAUGAGCUUUUUGAAGAAUGUGCACAUGAUAAUGACAUUGCGCCUAGGAAAUGGAUCAAAGUAGGUGAGUUAAGCAAAAGGAUAUUUAUCUCUUCAAAUGGCAAGAUAAUAGAAAUGUAAUGCCCUUUUCUAAAUACACAUGUGAAUAAACCAUAUUUUCCUGACAUCUCGGAUAAAAUAUCUGUUUUAAAAUCUAGAAGUAGACUACCAUUCCCUAGAAAUGACUAAUUUCAAACAAUACAAAUUUCAAUUACUGUUUAAAAAAUCUGUUAUAUCUUAUCUCUCAUCUUAAACAUACUUUUGUAGUUGUAACUUUUCAAUGUGCAGAGGAGACAACUUAUGAAGUCAGACACAGGGAAGGACUAUACAUACCUAUGCUCCUCUCAGAUCCCUUUCUCUGACAUGCUCUUUGGAGAUGACCUCCAUAAGCAACUGAAGGAUAUUGGUGACCAGAACAAGAUUGGUGCCAAAAUCCAACCCAGAGACUACCACAGCAGUAACUAUAAAUUCUUAUGGUAGCAAGUUCUCUCACAGGAAUUCAAAAAAACUUGAGAGGCCAGGGCUUCAGGCCCUGGAAAAGGAAAGACAGACAAAAACAGAGCACAAAAAACAUCGACAACAGUCGAAAUCAACCUAGAAAGCUCUAAUGACCUGGUAAGUGACAUCCAUGUUAUGAAACCAGUUUACACCUCCCUUAGAUCAAGAGGCUUCCACCUGGUGGGUUAGAUUGAUGACAUCCUCUUGCUAGCUGAUACACUUCAAGAGCUUGAUAAACAAGUUAGCAAUACCAUUAAAUUGCUAAAAUCCCUCGGUUUUUACUGUCCAUGACACCAAAUCAGUGACAAAACCAUCAGAAGUCAAGUUUCUGGGAUUUAUUCUAAACUCUGUUACAAUGGAUAUCACCAUGGUCCCUGAUAAAGUUGAUAAAUUAAAAAAUGCAUGUAGAAGUCUUUUAAACUAUCAGGACCUGUACCCAUUAGAGAAGUUACUUCUGUGGUAGGCCUCAUGGUUGCCUCAUUCACUGGAGUGUAUUAUGGACCCCUUUUCUACAGGUCUUUAAAGACUGAUAAAACUAAUGCACUUAAAUCACAAGAAUGGAAUCUGGAUGGGGCAAUGACUAUCUCACCUCUUGCUCAGAAAGAUCUAGAAUGGUGGAUAAGGGAAAGUGACCUAUUUCCGUGCCCAUUAGCCUUACAGCUACCUGAACUAACCCUAAAAAACAGAUAG